AUGGAGGAAGACCACCUGGCCAUGGUGACUCCAGCAGACAAGGAGCUCAUUGCUCCAGCGGAGAAAGAAACCGUCGCGCAUGUGGAGAAACAAGCACUCGAAUCUUCAUACCGCUCCAGCGACGACAACAGCGCCGAGAAGGGCACUGUCGAGCAGGUCAGCCUGCAGAAUAAUAUUUCGGCAAGAAUCAAGAACCCGCUCGCCGACCUAAGCAAAUCUCAGGUGCUCCGUGACGUGGAAGUCUUCGCCAAUGAAUACCACGUCACCGAGAUUCUACCAGAACUGAAAAGGGGUGCUCUUGUCGCGCGCGAUCCAACUGAAUUCGAGUCCGUUCCGGACCUGACAGAGCCUGAGCUCACUGCGCUGCGCGAUGAAGUGCUUCACAAGUGGCGCCAGCCCAAAUCGCUCUAUUUUACCAUCAUUCUCUGCUCGAUCGGUGCUGCUGUACAAGGCUGGGAUCAAACAGGCUCCAACGGCGCCAACCUCUCCUUCCCCGACGCCUUUGGCAUCCCCGAAGAUGGGAGCGUGCGCAACCAGUGGCUGGUCGGCAUUGUCAAUGCCGCCCCGUAUAUUGCCAGUGCCGCAUUGGGCUGCUGGCUAUCUGACCCCUUCAACCGCCUGCUCGGUCGCCGUGGUGUGAUCUUCAUCUCUGCGAUUUUCUGUGUCCUGACUCCCAUUGGAUCCGCCUUCACCCAGAACUGGCCCCAGCUCUUUGUGACUCGCCUUCUGCUCGGUAUUGGCAUGGGUCUGAAAGCAUCCACCAUUCCUAUUUUCUGCGCUGAGAAUACCCCCGCUGUGAUUCGCGGUGGCCUGGUGAUGUGCUGGCAGCUGUGGACCGCUUUUGGCAUCUUCCUUGGAUUCAGCGCCAACUUGGCCGUGAAGGAUACUGGAAAACUGUCCUGGCGUCUGCAGCUUGGAUCGGCUUUUAUCCCUGCGGUGCCUCUGGUGUGUGGUGUCUACUUCUGCCCCGAGUCUCCUCGCUGGCAUAUCCGUCGCGGAGAGAUGGACAAGGCCUACCAAUCCCUCUGCCGUCUCCGCAACACCCCGUUGCAGGCUGCUCGGGAUCUCUACUAUAUCCAUGCCCAGAUCCAGAUUGAGCAAACCAUGGUCGGCGAGAGCAACUAUGCGACUCGCUUUAUUGAACUCUUUACUAUUCCCCGCGUUCGCCGCGCCACUCUGGCCUCGUUCACGGUGAUGAUUGCGCAGCAGAUGUGCGGAAUCAAUAUUGUGGCUUUCUAUUCCUCCACAGUCUUCUCUGCAGCCGGUGCUAAUGACACCGAGGCCCUGUUUGCCUCAUGGGGUUUCGGACUGGUGAACUUCCUCUUCGCCUUCCCCGCUAUUUGGACCAUCGACACCUACGGACGACGGGCCCUCCUGCUGUUCACCUUCCCCCAAAUGGCGUGGACAUUGCUUGCAGCAGCAUUCUGCUUCUAUGUUCCAGGAGAUGGUGGAGCUCACUUGGGAUCGAUCGCCCUGUUUAUCUUCCUGUUCGCCGCGUUCUACUCGCCCGGCGAGGGUCCUGUGCCCUUCACUUAUUCCGCCGAGGUGUUCCCUCUGUCCCAUCGCGAGGUCGGUAUGUCGUGGGCCGUCGCGACCUGCCUGGGGUGGGCCGCAGUGCUCUCCAUUACAUUCCCCCGCAUGCUCUAUGCAAUGACGCCCACCGGCGCUUUCGGGUUCUAUGCUGGCCUCAAUGUGACCGCCCUGGUCAUGAUUUUCCUCUGGGUCCCCGAGACCAAGCAGCGCACCCUGGAGGAACUAGACUACAUUUUUGCGGUCCCUACUCGCGUGCACAUGCACUACCAGGUCACGAAAGCACUGCCGUAUUGGUUCAGGCGUUACAUCUUCCGGAUGAACGUGCAGUUGGAGCCGCUGUACAAGUUUGACCAUGUCGCGACGAACGCCGAGGUCGAGGCUAAUCCCAAGUAG
This is a messenger RNA of Penicillium canariense, 1926 nucleotides long. Its product is annotated as sugar porter family MFS transporter. The coding region runs from base 1 to 1926 and encodes 641 amino acids. Gene Ontology annotation, cellular component: membrane. Gene Ontology annotation, molecular function: myo-inositol:proton symporter activity. Gene Ontology annotation, biological process: transmembrane transport. Lineage: Eukaryota; Fungi; Ascomycota; Eurotiomycetes; Eurotiales; Aspergillaceae. The transcript has 7 exons. The record is from RefSeq and is a predicted model, not a curated record.